UUACUGAUAGGAAUAGUUAUUUACAAAUAAAAUUGAAAAGACCACAAAUAAAUUGGGUUGAAAUAAGAAAAACAUUAUUAAGUUAUUGAAUUUUUUCCAGGAUAAUUAGAAAAGUUUUGAAGAGGAAGAGCAAGAAGGUGUAAAAUUUACUAGAAUGGAUGAAAACUCCUCAAAGGACAAAGAGCGAUAUGCUAGAGAAACGCACAGUGAAAUAGAACGACGAAGGCGCUGUAAAAUGGCAAGUUUUAUACAAGAAUUGGCAGAACUAGUUCCCACUUGUAGUGCUUUGGCUAGAAAACCAGAUAAACUGACAACAUUAAGAAUGAGUGUAAAUCAUCUAAAGUCUCUUAGAGGGACAGGCAAUAUAAGCUCAGAUGGUAAUUAUAAGCCAGCUUUUUUGACUGACCAGGAGCUGAAACAUUUGGUGUUAGAGGCUGCAAAUGCAUUUCUUUAUGUAUUAACUUGUGAUGGACGAAUAAUCUAUGCUUCUGAUUCUAUUUCACACGUUCUUAACUAUUCGCAAUCUGAUUGGAUGAAUUCUAAUUUCUUUGGAUUCAUGCAUCCUGAUGACAUUGAUAAAGUUCGAGAACAGCUUUCAGUUUAUAGCCCUUCUACACCAGGAAGAAUACUAGACUUAAAAACUGGAACUGUAAAGAAAGACAGCAACCAUUCUUCAACUCGUCUUACUGUGGAUACAAGGAGAAAUUUUAUUUGUCGCAUAAGAGUGGGUAAUUUCCAAUCAGGUACUGCUUAUUCAAGUCACCUCAAUCGACUUAAAGAACGUAAUAGCUUAGGACCCUCUCGCGAUGGUAACUCUUAUGCAGUUUUGCAUUCAACUGGAUAUAUUAAGACCUGGCCUCCUACAGGGUCACAAAUGGAUCACUUAAAUAGUGACGAUAUGAGCAAUAAUCAUUAUUGUCUUGUUGCCAUUGGCAGACUUCAAAUAACAAGCAUUCCUAACAAAAGUGAUUUAAUGGGAUCUAACUCAUCAAGUGAAUUCAUUUCUCGUCACAAUUCUGAAGGACAUUUUACUUUUGUUGAUCAAAGGGUUGAAAAUGUCCUUGGUCAUCAGCCUCAAGAGCUUUUAGGUAAAAAGUAUUUAAGCUUUGUCCAUCGAGAAGAUCAAACACACGUUAAAGAGAUAUUUGAACAAGUUUUAAAAUUGAAGGGGCAAGUGGUGUCUGUCAUGUAUCGAUUUCAAGACAAGAAUAAACAAUGGAUUUGGCUCCGAACCAGUAGUUUUGUUUUUCUCAAUCCAUACACAAAUGAAAUGGAAUAUAUAGUGGCUGUGCAUAAUCGAAAUCUUCAUAAUCAACAAGAAACUUCUACCUCCGGAUCUGAUCAAGUUCCCAGUUUAGCAAAAGAGAAUGAGCAAAAUCAAUACGGUGCAGAACUUAAUUAUAGUCACCCUAAAUCAAAUGCUUUUCAUUCUGUUGUACCGUCUGCACAUCAUCCUGAAACACAAAUUAUGAAUGAAAGGCAACUUAGUUCUAAUCAAGCUAUCUAUCAAAACCCUCAGUAUUAUGGACUGAACUACUCAGUAUCAAAUAGCAAUGAAAGUUCAAAAGUAAUUUCAUCUCAAUCUCCAACAUCUUCCAAUAUUGAUGUAAGUGCUCCUGAAUCUCCUCCAGUCAUCUGGGUUCAAACUACUCUUCCGCAGCUCAGCUCAGAAGCUUAUAAUCCAAACUAUGGAAAUUUGUCUAGUGUGACAUAUACACAGAUGGGAUCUACACUUCCACCUAGAAGGACAUGGGGUUGGCAAGACCCUGGAACCCCUGAUUCUUCAUCUAGUGGUAGCCAUCCACACACAUUUGGCACUGAUGAAAAUAGACCCAGGCAAGAGUUUACAGAAAUGCUUCAAGUAUUAGACCAGAGUGGGACAUCUUCAUUUGAUGAGUUAUCAAUGUUCAAUACUUACCCUACGUGAUUGUCUUAAAGGAAAGAAAAAUAUGUAUCAAUUUGUCGCAUCAAUUCAUUUUUAGUAUAUUUUGUUACAUGCUUACUGGCAUAUGAUAAAAUAUGUUUUUAAAUACAUAUCUUUUAAUGUUAUGGUUCUAUAAUCUCUGGGUUUUUAAAUAUUUACUGUGAAUUUAUAAAGACCCUAAAAACCCCAAAGCUCUUGAUUUUCGAAUAUUUUAUAAUAAAAUGGGUCCCUUAAGGCUUUUUUGCCUCGAAAAAUAAAGUCACAUUUUGAGAGCCUAUAACUUAAAGCAAAGAUUUAAUUUUUAAACUAUUCUUACUAAAAGAAAGAAAAAAGUCUAGACUGAAUAAUUUUUAAAUAUUUGAAUUACUUGUUUGUUUUUAAAUUUUUAAAGCUUUGGCCCAGAUAAAAAUAAUUGAAAUCAAUGAAUGAAUCUCAAAUUUGUCUAUUUUUAAGAGCUCGAAAAAUGCAGUUUUGAUUGAUAUUUUCCACCAUUUUCUUAUUACCAUGGCAGGUUAGUAAAAAGAUGGACAAAACUUAACCUAACUAUCACAAACUCACAGCAGUUGUAAAAAUAGCAUACUAGUUUAUAGAUAAAUCAUUAUUUCAUAUGACUCUCCAGACAACAGCCUUAAAGCGAACAAAUUAAAAAAACAAUUAUAACAUAUCUUUCAAGUGAUUGUUGUUUUGUUAAAUAGGGAUUAUUUAUUAGUGAUAAUUAUUUUUUAUCUAUAAGUAAGGUAUCAAACAUUUGUCUUCGUUGUCCAAAGAGGAUUUAUAGAUAAGUUUCAUUUGUAUAAACAUAUUUUAAUUAUUGAUAAUUAGCCUAUUCCAGUAAUACUUAUUUAAUUUCACAAAUAAUUUUGUUUAUAUCUUGUAAUCUCUUCACAACAUUUUAAAAAUAAACAAAUGAAUCUCAUUUUUUAGGAAAACAAAUUAAAUUUGUUUUCCUAUUUUUAAAUUCAUCACCCAGUUAGAUUUAUUCUCUGUUGUUAAAAUAAUUUAACGUUCAAAUUAUUUUAAUAAAUGUGCUAAACUAAGAAAAUUAUAUUAUUUGCGGUGAACAUGCUGAGUCAACUGAAAUGUAUUUUAGUCUUUGACAAGAAUAUUAUUAUGAAAUCAGUUAUGUUAUCUUGUUUCUGGGGCAAAACUUACUUAGUAUAGAAAGAAAUUUGGAUGAAUCUAUUAUUACAAGCUUGAAAACUUCAUAACUAUGUACUGAAAUGUAUACAUAAUAUCUAUUUUUUUUCUAUGCGCUUCUUGGUUGCGGAAAUGAUUUUAUUCUCAUGAAACACAGUCUCUUAGCUAACAAAUAAUGUAAUCAAUCUAUAAAAUAUAAUUUUUAUGACUAAGGUAAUCAUUUGAAUACAUAAAUUAAAAGUUAAAUACUUAAAUAAAUAAAAUGUCAUGUUUGAUGUUAAUAAAAUUUAAUUGCUUUAUGUUAGUCGAUAUAGUUGAGUGCCAUCAACACAUUCGUCAACGCAUAGCCUCAUAAGCGACAUUUAACAGUUUCAUGGUAAUGUUCAUCGUUUUUGUUGCAAUAUAUCUUGUUUUAAUUUCCAGAAUGAAACAUACUAAAAUAUUUCUGGAGUUAUCAAAACUAUGUUACAAAAAGGGGUAAUUAUUUUGGAAAAGGUAUUUAUUUGAUGUCCGUUCGCAAAUUACUUGUUUACUAUAUACUUUUUGAUAUUUAUUUAUUUGUUUUUGUAUGUUUGACAUAUUUAUAUACAUGUUUGGUUUGUUCGUAAAAAUA
This is a messenger RNA of Parasteatoda tepidariorum (common house spider), 3674 nucleotides long. Its product is annotated as aryl hydrocarbon receptor nuclear translocator homolog. Gene Ontology annotation, cellular component: transcription regulator complex; cytoplasm; nucleus. Gene Ontology annotation, biological process: regulation of DNA-templated transcription. NCBI's taxonomy places the organism in Eukaryota, Metazoa, Arthropoda, Arachnida, Araneae, Theridiidae. Gene Ontology annotation, molecular function: protein dimerization activity; DNA-binding transcription factor activity. The record is from RefSeq and is a predicted model, not a curated record.